Molecule: messenger RNA, 252 nt
Organism: Paramecium sonneborni
Lineage: Eukaryota; Ciliophora; Oligohymenophorea; Peniculida; Parameciidae
Source: the annotation of a GenBank genome assembly
AUGAGUAUUUGUAGUUAGGAGGAAAGGUAGUGUAUGGAUGAAAUUUGGGAAAUACUUUAUUAGUAGGAUUUGGAGUAAUAAAGAAUAUUUUUAUAUGGUUAUAUUUUGGAAUAGCCUUGCAUGCAGGUUUUGGAUGGUGAUAUUGGAUUGGAAUAUUAAAAUGAUGAAUAAGAAUAAUAUUAAUGUGAUGGUUAAGAGUUAAGUGAUCCUAUUGAAGGUGAUUAGAGUAGUUUGGUAAGUUUGGAAUAGUGA